Exophiala viscosa is the source of this 561-nucleotide messenger RNA. RefSeq lists its product as uncharacterized. Bases 1 to 561 code for a protein of 186 amino acids. The record is from RefSeq and is a predicted model, not a curated record. NCBI's taxonomy places the organism in Eukaryota, Fungi, Ascomycota, Eurotiomycetes, Chaetothyriales, Herpotrichiellaceae. The transcript has a single exon.
AUGGCACCCACCCCAGAGGACAUCUCCUUCCAGGAGCGCCAGAAGAUGACGGGUGACUACCGCAAAUUCCUGCAUACAGCAUCUCUGGCCACUGUCUUGAUCGCGCCUGUCCUCAUAAUCCUUCCUCCGAGGAAACUCGACCUCUACACAUUUUCGCUGGCCGGCGCAUUCGCCGUGUCCGCAAACUACCAGACGAAACAACGUACGGGCGCAGGGUUAAUGGGCCAUCUGGGCCGACCAUUUGCCAUGCCCAAGCGUGCUCAGGAGAUCCAAGCGCAACAGAUGGAGCGAAAACGACUUCUCGAAGAGGCCGGCACUCCUGCGGAGAAGAAGAAGGGGUCCUUACUAGAGGAGAAAGCUAGAGAGAUAUGGAUGGGCGGCGAGACUGAGGGGUGGAAAGAGCGCCGUCUGAAAGAGGAACAGGAAAAGCUCGAUCAAGGUGAAGGAUACUGGGAUAUGAUCGUCGACCAGGUAUGGGAAGUGUGGAACUGGGGCGAGAAGAAAGUGGAAGAUCUGAAGGAGAAAGAUGAGGAAGUACUCGAGAGCAGGAAUAAGCCUUGA